AUGUUUUACGCAUCCAAAGCUUUGACCAUCUUGUGGCGGUUGACCGGGUUGGGGACGCUCUCGUUGAGCAGCUCACCGCCGCCGUCGUCGUCCCGUCUGUCGGUCGUGUACGCAGCGACCGUUUAUUCGGCGUUCGCGUACCUGUGCUUCGUACUGGCGUCCGAACGGCUGAGCGCGUACGGUCGGCACGAGAGCGGUACGUUUCAGAUCCACGCGAUCCGGGACACGAACAUGGCGUUGCUGUUCGUCGCGUCCACGGUUGUUUACUGGUGCACGCACGUGUACCGUCGGCAACACGUCCGGGUGUACGCAGAACAUGCGGCCGUGGUGCACCAGCUAUUCGGCACCGCAGCUCCGGUCGGCCGCGAUAUGAACGCGUACUGUUGGGUGCUGUACGCGUCGUUGGUCGCCGCCCUGUCGUUAGACGUGCGCCGGUACGUGGGUCCUAUGCCCUGGACGUUCGGGGCAGUCUACGUUUGGGGCCAUUACGUGUUGCUCACUGGCAACAUACAGUUCGCCAUCACCGUUUUCGGGCUGCGGCAGUGUUACCGCGAGCUAAAUUGCCGGAUGCGGGCCGGAAGCUCGGGCCGCUCGCAUGAUUCCGGCCUGCGCGAGUAUGGAACCACCGUCGCAAAAACGUCGUCUUCGGACGUCCAGUUGCAGAACAUUAUGUUCAUCAGCGUAUUGGAAAAAGUAAAUUUGCUUACAAUUUUGAAAUAUUGGUCCGAUGUACAUUGGUCAAUCACACAAAUUGUAUCCAGAGUCAACAACUUAUUUAAAUUUCGAUUAUUCGUCUUCUUUCUUUGUGGAUUACUACAUUUGAUGUUAACACCAUAUUUGUUGUCGUUGACUAUACUCAAUGAGGAUAUUGAUAUAUUGCGUUACAUAUUAGAAUGCACUUUAUGGUUCAUUAUUCAUAUUCUUCGAGUGGUUUUGAUGAUCUACCCGUGUGCUCUACUAGGAGAAGAGGCUGCUAAAACACAAAUAUUACUUGGAAGCUAUCUUAAUACUAAAAUCGAUUUAUUUGAUAUAAAAAAGAUUGAAACUUAUGCACAACAGUUAGCUGCCAACACUCCAGAAUUUAGUAUAUACAGUAUGUUUAUCAUAGACAAGCAAUUAGUUGUUACAUUAACAGGAGCAGUUACAACAUAUUUGGUGAUAAUUCUACAAUUACAAGGUCAAUCAUAAUGGAAUCCUUAUAAUUUAAAUUAAAACAUAUAAUUAUAUCUUCAUAUUUAUAAUUUAUAACUUAUAAUGUAUUCUACAUUUACU
This is a messenger RNA of Rhopalosiphum maidis (corn leaf aphid), 1272 nucleotides long. RefSeq names its product gustatory receptor for sugar taste 43a-like. The coding region runs from base 1 to 1188 and encodes 395 amino acids. Gene Ontology annotation, cellular component: membrane; neuronal cell body; dendrite. NCBI's taxonomy places the organism in Eukaryota, Metazoa, Arthropoda, Insecta, Hemiptera, Aphididae. Gene Ontology annotation, biological process: sensory perception of taste. The transcript is spliced from 5 exons. The record is from RefSeq and is a predicted model, not a curated record.